AUGCCUUCCCUCAGAACUGCCGCAAUCUCUCUGUUGGCUGCCACUGCUGCAGCCCUCCCGUCGGUGCCUAGAUUCACUACUCGGCAAUUACAGUACCAUGAUGUUGCCAAGAGGCAAAAUGCUGCUGCCCAGGCUCUCGGUCUCAAUGAUUUUGACAUUCUGCAGUUCGCCUUGACCCUGGAGAAUCUCGAGAAUGCCUUUUAUCAACAGGGUUUCGCCAAAUUCCCUGCAUCCGAUUUCACUGCCCUCGGCCUCAGCGAUGCUCAAAUCAAGGAUCUGACGCAGAUUGGCUUCACCGAGUCUGAGCACGUUAUUGUUCUGCAGUCCGCGCUCGCGCAGAACGGCAUCCAGCCCGUCGCGCCUUGCACUUACAACUUUGGCUUCACCGAUGCCGCCGGCAUGGUGGCAACGGCCGCCAUUCUUGAGAACGUCGGUAUCUCGGCCUACCUGGGCGCGGCCCCCCUGCUGGCAUCCCCGGCCAUUCUUGGUGUUGCUGGCUCGAUUCUCACCAUUGAGGCUCGUCACCAGAGCUCCAUCCGUGUCUUUAGCAAGCAGGAGGCCGUGCCUCAAGGCUUCGACGCCCCCCUCGGCCCCAAGGCAGUCUUCUCUCUCGCUGCUCCAUUCAUCGCGUCUUGCCCAAGCGGCUCAAACCUCAAGCUCACUGCCUUCCCUACUCUUAGCCUGGCGAGCGCCACCGCUCCCACGACCGUCAACUCGGUCCUGAAGCUCCAAUCCUCUGCCUCUGCCGGCGGCAAGUUCUGCGCCUUUACCUCUGGUGGCGUCAACCCCGGCGGCACAAUGUUUACUCCCUUCACUGAAGCUGAUGGCUGCAAGGUGCCUGAGGGAGUUGCCGGCAUCACCUAUCUCUCGCUGUCUAGCUCGGCUCCUUUGACAGGUGCUCUGACGGACGAUAUUACUGUUGCUGGUCCUAUUGCCAUUACGGUCUCAUAG
Molecule: messenger RNA, 951 nt
Organism: Trichoderma atroviride IMI 206040
Lineage: Eukaryota; Fungi; Ascomycota; Sordariomycetes; Hypocreales; Hypocreaceae
Source: RefSeq, a predicted model, not a curated record